AAGAAAAGGCUCUAGCUUGCUUAUUAGACCUUGGGAGGACCUGCGUUGCAUUGCGAGCUUCUUGUGAUCGCCGGCAGAGGAAUGGGGAUCAGACGACGGCCGCAGCAAUGGCACGCCGUCGCCGCGCUCAGCGUCGCGUGGUGCGCGGCGGCCGUCGUCGCCGUGGCAGCGGCCGACGGCCGGAACACCUCGCUGGCAGGGGCGGUGGUGGCGCCGCCGCCGGAGGAGAUGGGUGAUGGCAAGGCGUACCACCACGUUUGGCCGCCAAUGGAACUUGGGUGGCGAAUUGUGCUGGGGUCACUGAUCGGCUUCUUCGGUGCGGCGUGCGGGAGCGUCGGCGGCGUUGGCGGUGGCGGCAUCUUCGUGCCCAUGCUGGCACUCAUCAUCGGCUUCGAUCCCAAGUCAUCCACUGCGAUAUCCAAGUGCAUGAUCAUGGGAGGAUCCGUUUCGACUGUCUACUACAACCUCAAGCUCAAGCACCCGACGUUGGACAUGCCGCUGAUCGACUACGAUCUCGCCCUGCUCAUGCAGCCUAUGCUCAUGCUUGGUGUCAGCAUUGGCGUCAUUUUCAAUGUUAUAUUCCCCAACUGGCUCAUCACGGCUCUCCUGAUAAUCCUUUUCCUAGGCACGUCAAGUAAGGCCUAUCUGAAGGGAAUUGAGACAUGGAAGAAAGAGACCAUAAAGGAAAGGGAGGCUGUAAAACGGCAGGAGCAGAUAUGUCAGGAACCGGAGCACAUGACAACAAUCAUCCCUGCAGAGAAUGCAACAGCAAUCCCUACAGGACCAGGUGCUGCACCUGCAACUGAGGCAAAAAUCCCAUCAGAUAAAGCAACAUCAGUUCUUAAGAACGUUUACUGGAAGGAGUUUGGUCUUCUUGCAUUCGUGUGGGUGGCGUUCCUUGGGCUUCAGAUCACAAAGAACUAUGUUGCUUCUUGCUCCGCGUGGUAUUGGGUCUUGAAUUCUCUGCAGAUCCCGGUGGCAAUAGGAGUGACAAUGUACGAAGCGCACGGGCUGAUGACUGGGAAAAGGGUGCUAGCAUCAAAGGGAAGCCAACAACAACAGAGCACGCUGAGAGUUCGCCAGUUAUCCGUAUACUGCCUAUUCGGCAUCCUCGCAGGGCUCAUCGGCGGCCUGCUAGGCAUGGGAGGUGGCUUCAUCAUGGGGCCACUCUUCCUGGAGCUCGGCAUUCCUCCACAGGAUUAUUUCUGCGAGCAUUUGACAAGUUAUAUGCUCUAA
Molecule: messenger RNA, 1236 nt
Organism: Setaria italica (foxtail millet)
Lineage: Eukaryota; Viridiplantae; Streptophyta; Magnoliopsida; Poales; Poaceae
Product: sulfite exporter TauE/SafE family protein 3
Exons: 10
Coding region: 82-1236 (384 amino acids)
Biological process (GO): protein ubiquitination
Cellular component (GO): membrane; Cul4A-RING E3 ubiquitin ligase complex
Source: RefSeq, a predicted model, not a curated record